Messenger RNA from Schistosoma rodhaini, 828 nucleotides. Lineage: Eukaryota; Metazoa; Platyhelminthes; Trematoda; Strigeidida; Schistosomatidae. The record is from the annotation of a GenBank genome assembly.
AUGAAAACCUUAUACUUAUUUAUUUUAUUCAGCUGUUUACAGAAUGUUAUGUUUAUCACUUGCAGUCAAGAAAGUAAAAUACUUAUUCUACCAUUAUGCUCGGUUAUUUACUACAAAGCUGUUGAAUUUUUAACAAAUAAAACCUAUACAAAUGAAGUGAAAGUUAAACUUUUACCGUUAUCAUAUGAAUCGUAUUAUACACAUAUGUAUAUGGCGUUUAAAGAUGCCGAUGAAAAUAUUUCUACUGUUAGUCUGAUUGGCAAAACUGUUGAAAGUAAUAUCAGCGGUGUAAAUUUAGUUCUUCCCAUGAAAAAAUUAGAUGAUAUGUAUGCACCCUAUUUUAUUUCUAAUGUACUUAAUUUUGUGCGUAAAUGUUAUCAAAAACAUGCCAAAAAUAUGGUGAAUACCACUUACAUAUCCAUUAUGAGACAUGCAGAUAGUGUGAAACUUGGUCGUGAUAUUAUUAAAUCUUCUAGUGAACACUUUAAACGUCAUACGCCAUCUGGAUCUCUUUAUCUACUUUGGGAGAUGAAAUCAAAUUCAGAUAAAUUUCUCAAGUCAUUAAAUUACCGAUUAUUAGCGUGUGGGAAUAACAAUGAUCAAAUUGGUUUGUGUGACUGGAGAAAGCUUGGAUUGCCAUCGACUGAAGCAAAUGACCAGUGUUUAUAUGCAUUGGAUAAUAAAAAGUAAUAUUGUCUACUGUUCUGCAACCUUCCAACCAUAUUUAACUUGUGUUUCGAAUCACUCUAAAUAUUAAAAUUUCUUUAUUUGUACCACUCCAUGAUAAACUGAUUUUAAGCCUAUACUGACAAAAUUAAAUUGUUGAAC